AUGCUGCUGACGGUGCCGGGCCCAGGGGCCGUGAUCCUGGACGAGCCCCUCGACCCACUGUGUGUGUGUGUGCGUGCACAGGGGCGGCGUGGCACCGGGAGGAGGCGGCGGGGCCGUGCCCGAGGGCACCGGCGUGGGCGGUGGUGGAGGAGCCCGGCGGGGACGUCACGGUGCUGCCCGGUGCCACGUCUGCCCUGUCCUCCCUGCAGGUCCAACCGCGACUGCCAGAUCGACCAGCACCACCGCAACCAAUGCCAGUACUGCCGCCUGAAGAAGUGCUUCCGCGUGGGGAUGAGGAAGGAAGCCGUGCAGCGGGGCCGGAUCCCCCCCACGCACUCGAGCACCAGCCCCAACACCAUGCCCAGCGGGGAGUACUUCAACGGGCAGCCGGUGUCGGAGCUCAUCUCGCAGCUGCUGCGGGCUGAGCCCUACCCGGCCGCCCGCUACGGCUCGCAGUACGCGCAGCAGGGCAGCGUCAUGGGCAUCGACAACAUCUGCGAGCUGGCCGCCCGCCUCCUCUUCAGCACGGUGGAGUGGGCUCGCAACAUCCCCUUCUUCCCCGAGCUGCCCGUCUCGGACCAGGUGGCCCUGCUGCGGCUCAGCUGGAGCGAGCUCUUCGUGCUCAACGCGGCGCAGUCGGCGCUGCCGCUGCACAUGGCCCCGCUGCUGGCCGCCGCCGGCUUCCACGCCUCGCCCAUGUCGGCCGACCGCGUCGUCUCCUUCAUGGACCAGAUCCGCAUCUUCCAGGACCAGGUGGAGAAGCUCAACCGGCUCCAGGUGGACUCGGCCGAGUACAGCUGCCUCAAAGCCAUCGCGCUCUUCACGCCGGAUGCCUGCGGCCUCUCGGACCCGGCGCACGUGGAGAGCCUGCAGGAGAAGGCGCAGGUGGCCCUGACCGAGUACGUGCGCUCGCAGUACCCCUCGCAGCCCCAGCGCUUCGGCCGCCUCCUGCUGCGGCUGCCGGCGCUGCGGGCCGUGCCGGCCUCCCUCAUCUCGCAGCUCUUCUUCAUGAGGCUGGUGGGGAAGACGCCCAUCGAAACACUAAUCAGGGACAUGCUGCUGUCCGGGAGCACCUUCAACUGGCCCUACGGGACGGGGCAGUAGGGGACAAA
Molecule: messenger RNA, 1112 nt
Organism: Oxyura jamaicensis (ruddy duck)
Lineage: Eukaryota; Metazoa; Chordata; Aves; Anseriformes; Anatidae
Product: nuclear receptor subfamily 2 group F member 6-like
Exons: 4
Coding region: 1-1104 (367 amino acids)
Biological process (GO): cell differentiation; anatomical structure development; negative regulation of transcription by RNA polymerase II
Molecular function (GO): nuclear receptor activity; zinc ion binding; RNA polymerase II cis-regulatory region sequence-specific DNA binding
Source: RefSeq, a predicted model, not a curated record